GUUUCUUGAUGACGUAGUUUGUAUGCGGCUAAAUUUGUCUAUUGUGUUUAUCUUGAGCUGUCUACGGUUGAUUCGUGAAUGGACACGGCGUUUUUAUUAAGUAGUCCAAUUGCCCAUUUGAACAUGGACUGGAAAACUGCUUAGAUAUCGUUUAGCUGUGCACAUCUGUGAAAAUGAACAAAGGGUGGCUGGAGCUUGAGAGUGAUCCAGGGCUGUUUACACUGCUGGUGGAAGACUUUGGCGUGAAAGGUGUCCAGGUGGAGGAAAUAUAUGAUCUACAAAGCAAGUGUCAGAGCCCUGUCUAUGGAUUCAUAUUCCUGUUCAAGUGGAUUGAGGAACGCCGGUCUAGGAGGAAAGUUAACACCUUGGUGGAUGAGACCUCUGUUAUUGAUGAGGAAAUUGUAAAUGAUAUGUUCUUUGCUCAUCAGUUGAUCCCAAACUCAUGCGCCACCCACGCAUUGUUGAGUGUGCUUUUGAACUGCAGUGGUGUUGAGCUUGGAACUACUCUGAGUCGCAUGAAGGCUUUCACAAAAGGAUUCAGUCCUGAGAGCAAAGGUUAUGCAAUAGGAAAUGCCCCAGAGCUUGCUAGAGCACACAACAGCCAUGCCAGACCGGAGCCCAGGCACCUACCUGAGAAACAGAAUGGGAUCAGUGCAGUGCGGACCAUGGAAGCCUUCCACUUUGUAAGCUAUGUGCCCAUCAAAGACAGACUCUUUGAGCUUGAUGGACUCAAGGCAUACCCCAUUGAUCAUGGUCCUUGGGGAGAGGAGGAGGAAUGGACUGAUAAAGCUCGGCGAGUUAUCAUGGAGAGGAUUGGACUGGCCACUGCUGGUGAGCCGUACCAUGACAUCCGUUUCAACCUGAUGGCCGUGGUUCCUGACCGCAGAAUGAAAUACGAGUCCAAACUGGAAAUUCUAAAGAAGAAUAGACAAACUGUCCUGGAGGGUCUACAGAAGAUGAUCCGGCUCACCCAGCCAGACCUUGUCCACGAAAAGAAGCAACAAGACACUUCCACUCAUGAUGACUCGACUACAGCGAUGAAGAAAGAGAACGACGCGGAACCUGUAACAUCCCAGGCCGGUGAUAAGGCUUCUUCAGAUUCAGUGGAUGAGUCAGGAGGUCAAGCCAAGGAAAAUCCCAGCUCUGCAGGGAACACAAAGGUCAUGGGCAAACCCCCCGUCCCCACUGCUGGAGGUGCUCAGCAAGUCACUAGUCCCAAUCCUAUUGUUCAGCGCCUGCCUGCUUUCUUAGACAACCACAACUACGCUAAGUCUCCUAUGCAGGAGGAGGAAGAUCUAGCUGCUGGAGUUAGUCGCACUCGAAUACCAGGACCUCCUCAGCCAAGAUCCUCUGAUGAAGAUGAUUAUGAGGAUGAUGAGGAGGAAGUAACUGGUUCCACAAGCACAUCUAGCAGGUUUAGACGGAAAGCAAGCUUGCGUUCACGGCCAGGACGGGUCACAACUGGAAUGGAGAGCCAGAUUGCUCUCAGUGUCUUGGCUGAGAAACUUAAGAAGGAAGCUCAAAGGAAGGAUGCCCUAAAUACACCUCUUUCAGUGCGCACAGAAGGUCGCACCGGGGGCAUUUGCAUCACGUCUGCUUCACAGCCUUCGCCAACGCCGAGCAAUGAGAGCACUGACACUGCCUCAGAGAUUGGCAGUGCCUUCAACUCCCCGCUGCGAUCACCAGCACGCUCCCAGGCUGCCACGCGCCCGUCCAGUCCAGUUGCAUCCCAUCUGUCUCGUGUGCUCUUUGGAGAAGAUGAGAUGCUGAGACUUGACUCUAGGCAUAACCGUGCCGUAAGAGAACUGGGUCCCUCUGUCAGUAUAGCCUUGUUACACCUACAGGAAGAUGGUGUCAUCUACGCUCUCCCUCCAUCUGACUUAGCUGCCGAAGGCACAAAACGACCUAGUACUCCUGAGAAGACAAAAGAGAAAGUUCAGGGAGGCCUUGUAUCAGGAGAGAAAGAAGAAGUGAACAAAGGAGAUGAGCGACCAGUUGUGGAGGUGAAGGAUGAAGAAACCAAAGACGGGUCAGAGUUAAAGCCCACUAAGGAAAAACUGAAUGCUAUGGAAAAUGCAGCAGACACCAAGUCCCCUAGGGAUAAGUACUCCCCCAAAGAACUGCUUGCACUGCUGAAGUGUGUGGAAGCUGACAUUGCCAAUUAUGAAGUGUCUCUAAAGGAGGAAGUGGAAAAGAGAAAGAAAUACAAAAUUGAUGAUCAGAGGAGGACUCAUAAUUAUGACGAAUUCAUCUGCACCUUCAUAUCAAUGCUGGCCCAAGAAGGAAUGCUGGCCAGCCUUGUGGAGCAGAACAUUUCUGUGCGUCGGCGGCAGGGUGUAAGUAUCGGACGCUUGCACAAACAGAGGAAGCCUGAUCGCAGGAAACGCUCCCGACCUUACAAAGCCAAGCGCCAGUAAUUAUCAAUAGUCAUAUUUUCUGUAAGUUGCAUAGAAAAAAACUAAUUAGCUGCACCUUCUCAUUAAUGCAUAUGAGUAAUAUACAGUAGUCAGAGCCUCCAAUGCCUAACAAGAUCAGCAGUGUGUUCACAGUUCUUUUACCAUUUAUGUAUGGAUUUAACUCAAUUUUAGAGUCUGUAAAUCUUCUUGUGCCAUUGGUCUUGUAAAUAUGAAAAAAGUGUCUCCAAUAAUGCACCAUAAUAUUGAAGGAUCUCUACAGACUUGUGAUCUUGUGAUCAGUUUGGGUUGAUUGUUGGAGUAUGAUAUAUUUCUCACAAUGCCCUCUGUAUUUCACAUUGUAAAACUGUUCUUAGAUAUGAAUUAUUGCUUUCUCGUCAAUAUCUGUCAUUUAAUAUUUUCACAGUGCCAAUGAAGUAUUGAAUGUUUGGGUAAACAAUGUCAUGUGUUUUAAUCCUCCAUUGCAUUGCAGCUUAAAUCCAUUCAGCGUAGGUGUUUCAGUAUAUAACACAAAAAAGCAUAUUUUAAUUGCAUUUUUACAGGCAGUCUUAAUCUGGGUCAGGUCUUUUUCUUUGUUACAAGACUUCCCAGUGACCAUGGAUCUCUGUUUAUAAAUAUUUUCCUGCAAAUGAACAAACUCUUUGUAAGUGAACCAAGUCUCAAGUGAGUGAAUAUUGAGUGGACUGUGUGCUGUUGUUUUGUACAUAUGUAUCUGUAUCUGUUAAGUGCCCGUCAUGUACGACGAGUGCAGAUCUUGCUGGUUUAUACUGAAAUAAAGUCAGUUGAAAUAU
Betta splendens (Siamese fighting fish) is the source of this 3205-nucleotide messenger RNA. RefSeq names its product BRCA1 associated protein-1 (ubiquitin carboxy-terminal hydrolase) (gene bap1). The record is from RefSeq and is a predicted model, not a curated record. NCBI's taxonomy places the organism in Eukaryota, Metazoa, Chordata, Actinopteri, Anabantiformes, Osphronemidae. The transcript has 17 exons. Gene Ontology annotation, cellular component: cytoplasm. Gene Ontology annotation, molecular function: cysteine-type deubiquitinase activity. Bases 174 to 2417 code for a protein of 747 amino acids. Gene Ontology annotation, biological process: ubiquitin-dependent protein catabolic process; protein deubiquitination.